AUGGUUAGAGACUUAAUAUAUAAUGAAGAACAGACACUAGGUGACUUGGGAGGAAAGAAUACAAUGGAGGAAGAGGAAGGAGGAAGAGGAAAGAGGAAGAGGAAGAAGAAGAAGAAGAAGAAGAAGAAGCGAAGGAGGAGAAGAAGGAGAAGCGAAGGAGGAGAAGAAGGAGAAGCGAAGGAGCAGAAGAAGGAGAAGGAGAAGGAGAAGGAGAAGGAGAAGCAGAAGGAGAAGGAGAAGCAGGAGCAGGAGAAGGAGAAGGAGAAGCAGGAGCAGGAGGAGGAGAAGGAGAAGCAGAAGCAGGAGCAGGAGCAGGAGCAGGAGGAGAAGCAGGAGCAGGAGCAGGAGGAGAAGCAGGAGCAGGAGCAGGAGGAGAAGCAGCAGCAGGAGCAGGAGGAGAAGCAGCAGCAGCAGCAGGAGCAAGAGGAGGAGCAGGAGCAGGAGGAGAAGCAGGAGCAGGAGCAGGAGCAGAAGCAGGAGCAGAAGCAGAAGAAGCAGAAGGAGAAGAAGCAGAAGAAGAAGAAGGAGAAGAAGAAGAAGAAGGAGAAGGAGAAGAAGAAGAAGCAGGAGCAGAAGGAGCAGAAGAAGCAGAAGGAGAAGCAGAAGAAGCAGCAGAAGCAGAAGAAGAAGGAGAAGCAGAAGAAGCAGCAGAAGCAGAAGGAGAAGCAGAAGCAGAAGGAGAAGCAGGAGAAGAAGAAGAAGAAGAAGGAGAAGCAGGAGAAGCAGGAGAAGAAGAAGAAGGAGGAGGAGAAGGAGGAGAAGAAGGAGAAGGAGAAGGAGGAGGAGGAGAAGGAGGAGAAGAAGGAUGGGUCAAACAGCCAGGAAAAUAGUCGGCCAAAUAGUCGACUGUUUGACCGGCUGUUAGUCAACUAUAUGGUUGUAGUCCCAGUUUGUUACUUUGGUGAUUUCGAAUUGGACGAAAGAGAUCAAUGGAACAAGUUGAAUGUUGAUCAUUCUCAAGACAACAUGGAAUUGAAAUUUAAAUUCAGCGAGCAUGCAUCAGUUCCGAUUCCACCUAUAAAGAUUUCUUCUGUUGAUGAAGUGAAUUAUCUGAUUGAAUUAAACAAUAAACACACGACUCCUCUUUGCAUAAUUUUAGUAAGGAAGGAUAUCGUCGAAGAUGAUCAAGUAGACUUGGGAGCUCGUGAAGAUGAUGUGGUUAUUUUAGAGAUAGCUGCACACAGAAUCCCCUUCGCUGCUCGUGACAGCGAGAAUGAAAAUGCAAAUACUUUUACAAACAAGGACUUGAUUGCUUUAUCUCGGCAGAGACAUGAGUGGGGUGGGACCUCGAGGGCUAGAUCGAGUGGACCGUCCUCUAACUCCUCACGUGUGGUUCCUGAUAAUGAGGAUUUGUAUGUCGAGCAACUGUUUGAAACGAAGAAAGAUUUUGGAAGAAGCCGUGCACCUAAUUGCACUGAAAAACAACUUUAA
Olea europaea var. sylvestris is the source of this 1431-nucleotide messenger RNA. Its product is annotated as probable serine/threonine-protein kinase irlF. The record is from RefSeq and is a predicted model, not a curated record. Lineage: Eukaryota; Viridiplantae; Streptophyta; Magnoliopsida; Lamiales; Oleaceae. The coding region runs from base 1 to 1431 and encodes 476 amino acids. The transcript has 7 exons.